UUCCUUCGGGUAAAAUCCGACAUUUUUUUUUAAUUUCCGUCGGCUGGGAAAGCGCUGUCGCCGGCGAAGCAUCCGUGCGGCUCCAGCUCAUCCACAACUCCACCUCUCUGUCGCUUUCUACCUGCCGAUGUAUGUCUCUCCAAAUCCUCCUUCGAUCUCUCAGUCGCUCACUGCCUACGACAGAGCCACCUUCUUCUUUGCUCCGGCUGCGACACCACCGCCUGCGCAAAGAGAAAUAGAGAAACAGCCACCGCCGACGCCAUUCUCUCAGUUUCGAUGGACCCCUGCCCCUUUGUCCGUGUCCUCGUCCGGAACCUCGCCCUCAAAGUCCCAGCAGCCGCCCGCCCCGCCGGUGGCCCCGGCGUCCACCCCUCCGCUCACCCCUGCUUCGCCACCGUUCGUCUCCACAAUCACCCCUCCCGCCACACCUCCCCCGUUCCUCUCGUCCCCGCCGACCACGGCUCCGAUGCGCCAGCCGCCUCGACCGCUCUCGCGGCCGGGUUUCACCUCUCCAAGUCCGAAAUCGACCGGUUCGCCAGGACGUCGCUGACGCUCUUCCCCUCCGCCGCCUCCGGCGCGUCGACCACGAAGCUGAAGGUCAGGGUCUACUCGGGCCGCCGGGGGACGUCCUGCGGGGUGCGGUCCGGGAGGCUCUUGGGGAAGGUGUCGUUGCCGUUGGAUCUCAAGGCGGCGGCGGCGGCGGAAGGCAAGGCGGUGGUGCACCACAGCGCAUGGGUCGGGGUAGGGAAGGGGGCUGGCAAGGCGCAGCUCUACCUGACAGUGACGUCGGAGAUGGACCCCAAGUUCGUGUUCGAGUUCGACGCGGAGCCGGAGAGGAGCCCUCAGGUGUUCCAGGUCCAGGAUAACAGGGGAAGGCAGCCGGUCUUCACCUGCAGCUUUAGCCGUCGCCAUAACUCCGGCGACCCGAACUGGAGAUCAAAAUCGUUGCCAUUGGAGUCGAGUAGUGCCAGGAAUUGGCCGCCGUCCUUGGCGUGGCUGGGAAAGGAGCGCAAGGGCUGGUCCGUCACUGUCCACGACCUCUCCGGCUCUCCCGUGGCCCUGGCUUCCAUGGUCACCCCUUUCGUCGCCUCCCCAGGCACCGACCGCGUCAGCCGUUCCAAUCCCGGCGCCUGGCUCAUCCUCCGGCCCGGCGUCGGCACCUGGCACCCCUGGGCCCGCCUCGAGGCCUGGCGCGAGCGCGGCGGUUCAUCCGGCGACGGCCUCGGCUACCGCUUCCAGCUCCUUUCCACCAACCCCGCCGACCCCCGCGUGUGCCUCGCUGAGUCCGCCGUCAGCUCCUCCAGAGGAGGCAAAUUCACCGUCGACCUUACCAGCGGCAGCCCGUUCCCGCGGACCACCUCCGCCCCCCACACCGGCGGCGAACCGACCACGCCCUCUUCAGCCUACGUCGGGUUCGUGAUGUCGUCCACGAUCGCGGGCGAGGGACGAAGGGGCGUCGGCCCGACGGUGGAGGUCGGGGAGCGGCACGUCGGCUGCGCCGAGGACGCAGCGGCGUUCGUGGCGGUGGCGGCGGCCGUAAAUCUCAGCAUGGAAGCAUGCCGCCUUUUCUCCAACAAGCUCCAGCGAGGGAUUUCCCUCUCCAACUUGUCGCUGCGGCGGCAAUCCUCCAGUCUAAUUUAAAACCAAAUUAUGAUUCAGUUAAUGUAAAAAUGCAGCUUGAUCGAUAUUUUCACUGGAUUUGCUCUGCUCUCUUUGAUUUGAUCUGAUUUGAUCUUUCGGCCUGGUCCAACAUUUGUUUGAGGAUAUUCAACGUCGUACUCGUCUGGGUUUGAUGAGACGGCAAUGAUCGUUUGUUGGGGGAUUCAAAUAAAGAUAGAUGGCAUGUCGAUUCAUUGUA
Molecule: messenger RNA, 1858 nt
Organism: Zingiber officinale
Lineage: Eukaryota; Viridiplantae; Streptophyta; Magnoliopsida; Zingiberales; Zingiberaceae
Exons: 2
Coding region: 277-1641 (454 amino acids)
Source: RefSeq, a predicted model, not a curated record